Coregonus sp. 'balchen' is the source of this 5636-nucleotide messenger RNA. The record is from the annotation of a GenBank genome assembly. NCBI's taxonomy places the organism in Eukaryota, Metazoa, Chordata, Actinopteri, Salmoniformes, Salmonidae.
GGAAGCGGAAACAUGUAGGAUAGCCUUUAGUUCCACGUGCAGCAGAAUUUUUGCCACAUUGCCAUAACCACAGUCCUGCAAUGAAGCGCCCAGGUAAGUGUAGCUGAAGUCUUUACAUUUGGCUUCUACAUUCGUUUUUCUUUAUUAAUCACAAAUAAUAUUGUCUUCGUUGUGAUUCUGUUGAAUAAAUUUACAUUGCCAGUUAGCCUGCCAACACUUAGCUAGUGACCCAUGCUGGCUAGCAUUAGCUUGCUAGCUAGCCCUAGAAUUUCAUGCAUGUGUUUAAUGUUUUUCAGGGUUAAAGAAAGCAAGUAAACGUGUGUCUUGCUCCAAACGUUAUAAAAUACAGAAAAAGGUAUUGUGACUUGCACUCUUUACUGUCAAUACUUAACUAUAUUUAGGCUACUCCUAACGGUAGCUGUUGCUGAUGUUGUCAUGAAGUAGCUAGCUAACGUUAAGUUGGCUAGUUCAUUGGUUUUAAAACCUCUCCUCCGGGGACCUCCAGACGUUUCACAAUUGUGUUGUAGCCCUGAACUAGUUCACAUGAUUUAUCUAUUCAGGGGUAUGAUGAAUAGUUGACUAACGUUAGUUGAAUAAGGUAUGCUAGCUAACUCAAUAUAUUGUUCUAAUCAGCUAUGUACUGUUAACUAUAGAUAUAUGCGCAAACAAAGUCUUGUCGUGAUUUAUGCAAUUUGUUUUUUAGGUCCGGGAACACAACAGAAAACUAAAAAAAGAAGCAAAAAAGAAAGGAGUAGGCAAAAAAGUGAAAAAGGAUAUUGGAGUUCCCAACAAAGCACCCUUCAAAGAGGAUAUUCUGAGGGAAGCAGAACAGAGGAGGUUAAAGGUAAGUUCAUGAACUGUUUUGGGGUCGUGUCUUUCAUAUUUUAGGGGGCAAAAUAAUUACGCCUAAAAUGAAUGCGUUCUCAUCUCUCUCCAACUCAGCUUGAAGAAGAAAAAGGGAAAAAGAAGCUUGCCAAGCAACAAGAACGGGCUCAGAAGAGGAAGAAGGAAAAUGCUGCCAGUAGUGAUGGAGACACCAAAGUGAAGAAAGCUAGAAAGGUAAAGGAAAAUUGGAAAAAGGUGAAGGGCAUCAAAAAUCAUGCACUCCAUGUAGCUUGACAACUCCACAUUUUAACUCCACAGGAGUUACCGUCACAGGAGGACCUUGUGAAACAGAUGGUGAAACAGAGUGACCCAAGGAAUUCAAAGAAGCACUUUUGUUCAGAAUUAAACAAGGUAGCUAAAAUGAUUCAAUCUAAAUGUCUCAGUUGGUAUUAGGUGCACAGGCAAGGAAAGUAUAGCCCUUGUCUGGCAGUUGCUGUGAAAGACAGAAGCUUUAAUAACGACAUGCUCUACCGGAGUGUCCCUAUGGAUCGAUAUUCAUUAGGCUACUCUCAUAUUUUUUCCAGGUGAUCGAUGCCUCUGACGUCAUAAUUGAAGUCCUAGACGCCAGAGAUCCCCUUGGCUGCAGAUGUCCACAGCUAGAGGAAGCUGUACUGAAGAGGGGUGGAAACAAGAAGCUACUAUUCCUGUUGAACAAAAUAGGUAAUAACCUUAUGGAUAAGUCUUUCAUGUCAAUUAUAUGUAGAUUUUGUGUUAUCUUUGUUCAAACGGUAAUGCAACUUACCAUAAACUAAAUUUUCCAAAUCCUACAGAUCUUGUCCCUAAAGAGAAUGUGGAGAAGUGGCUGCAGUGUCUUCAGCUUGAGUUCCCAGCUGUGGUGUUCAAGGCGUCCACACAACUACAGGAUAAAACAGUGGUAUGGACUAUGUACAUGCAGUGCCUAAGAUUUUAAUGGAAUUAAUUUCACUGACUAUGUGGGGGGGAAUCCAUAUUGAUGACCAACUUCAGUCACACUUGCAGAAUGUAGAAUAUUGGUAAUUACUGGGUAGACUAUUUGAAUAUUGAUCAUAAAUGCUUAUGUUUGUUAAACAGCAAGAGAAGAAGGCUAGGUUUGCAACUCUUAACGGAGUAGUAGACCAGACCAAAGGAGUGGCCUGUUAUGGCAGCAGCUGUCUUCUCCAGCUCCUGGGAGACUAUGCAAAUGGGACAGGGAGAGAGGGCUCAGUAAAAGUGGGCUUAGUCGGUAAGGAAGCUACUCCCCUCACCAUUAUUUAGACAUAAACUGCAUCUCCUUCCUUAAUUAGUAUGGCUCUCAAGUGGUGGUAUUAAAGUGUUGUGGUUAAGAAAUUAUGAUGAUUUAUGUGAACUACUGAUGUCUGUGAUGACUAAUAAUGCAACGCUGAUCUCAUCCAUAGCGAUCGCAGUGCCCUGUUGUGUACCCUAUGUCAUAUUUUGUCUGAUCCGUCUUAUGUUCUUUCAGUUUAUUUUAUCAAAUUAUAUUAUCAUACUGUAUGCACACAUUAGCCUGUCAUGCAUGUUAUGUCUGUUAUAUGACAACAAGAUGAUUAAUCUUUAAGGGUUUGUCCUGCAUAGUAUAAAUACCUGUUGUCUAUUACUUGAAUCUCUCAUGUCCUCCGCUGUCCCCUCAGGGUUCCCCAAUGUGGGGAAGAGCAGUCUGAUCAACAGCCUGAAAGGGAUGAGGGCCUGUAAUGCAGGAGUCCAGAGAGGGAUCACCAGGUGAGUGAAGCUGAACCAUUCAAGCAUUCAUGGUAGAGAUGGGGUCCAUUCUAUUCGCAGAUGGUAAGGAAUUGUAUGAAGCAUGAUGAAGUUGAAGAUCUGACAAAACUAUGGAGUCUAUAUUCAAUCCAACACUGAGCUUCAUACACCUCAUCUGGGUCUUGCCAAUUAGGGCAGAACAGUCCGAAACCCGUGGCUAUGUCUGUUUACCUGAAUUUGCUCAAUGCAUGAGUGCCAUUUGUAGCUUACCACCUAACACACCUCAUGUCUGACUCUUGCAGGUGCUUUCAAGAUGUCCACAUCUCUAAAAAUGUCAAGAUGAUUGACAGCCCUGGGGUAGUGGCGGCCCAGUCUAACCCAAAAGCUGCCAUGGCGCUGAGGAGUCUCCAGGUGGAGGACAAGCAGGAGACUGUUCUAGAGGCCGUCAGGACCCUGCUCAAACAGUGCAACAAGCAACAGGUGAGAGUGGGGAGAUCACUGGUGUGUGGAAAUGUUACUGCCAAGUUUGAGAUCAAGCCCUAGGUCUGCUGAGCCUACUAAUAGUUAAUCCUGGACUUUGUCUUUCAGGUAAUGCUUCAGUACAAUGUUCCAGACUUCAGAAACUCUUUGGAGUUUUUAUCAUUUUUUGCCAAGAAACGAGGAUUUCUGCAGAAAGGUGGAGUCCCCAACACAGAGCUGGCUGCCUCUACCUUCCUCAAUGAUUGGACAGGGUGAGUGUUGUCAUCGUCACAAUUUGUCACCAAUCAAAUUAAAGUAGGGUCAGGCUAGCAUGGAAAUGAGGAUAAUUAACGCAAUUCUUGAGUUAAAGUGAAGACUUCUAAUCCAACUCUGAUCCCUCUGCUGAGCCAGACUGAGUACUUCGCCUGGAAACUAGAAUGAAAUGUAUUUUUUGUAAAUACUUGGGUUUUUUUUAACCUACAGGGCAAAGCUGAGUUACCACUGCAAAGCCCCUGAGAAGCCAAGCCUUCCCACAUACCUCUCUGAAGACAUUGUAACAGAGAUGCAGAAGGGCUGGGACUUGGACAAGCUGAGGAAGAGCAAUGAGGAGACUUUAAGAAGUGUGUUAAUUUAGUAUUUUCUCUAAUAGAAGAAUUCUCAUUAUACAUUUGUCAUUUAGCAGGCGCUCUUAUCCAUAGCGACUUACCAGAGUAAUUAGGCUUAGGUGCCUUGCUGAAGGGCAUAUUGGCAUAUUGUUCAUGUAGUCGGCUCGAGGAUUCAAACCAGCGACCUUACGGUUACUGGCCCAACACUCUUAACCACUAGGCUACCUGCUGCCCAGUAAUGAAUGAGUCUGUGUUGAUGUACACCAGUGUUUCUCAACUCCGGUCCUUGAGUACCUCGUGCAGGACACAUUUUUGUUGUAGCCCCGGAUAAAAACACCUGAUUCAACUUGUCAAGGGCUUGAUGAUUAGUUGACAAGUAGAAUCGGGUGUGCUUGUCCAGGACGUCUGCUAAAUGAUGUAAAUGUACUGUUGGGGGUACUGGAGGACCAGAGUUGGGAAACCCUGAUGUACACUGAGUUUACAAAACAUUAGGAACACUUAAUGUUUCCAUGAGACUGAUCGGGUGAAAGCUAUGAUCCCUAAUUGAUAUCACUUGCUAGAUCCACUUCAAUCAUUGUAGAUGAAGGGGAGGAGACAGGUUAAAGAAGGAUGUUUAUGCCUUGAGACAAUUGAGACAUGGAUUGCCAUUGAGGGUGAAGGGGCAAGACAAAAUAUUUAAAUGCUUUUGAACGGGGUAUGAUAGUAGGUGCCAGGUGCACCGAUUUGAGUGUUAACUGCAAUGCUGCUGGGUUUUUCACGCUCAAGUUUCCCGUGUGUAUCAAGAAUGGUCCACCACCCAAAGGAUAUCCAACCAACUUGACACAAUGGUGGGAAGCAUUGGAGUCAACAUGGGCCAGCAUCCCUGUGGAUCGCUUUCGACACCUUGUAGAGUCCAUGCCCCGACAAAUUGAAGCUGUUCUGAGGGCAAAAGGAUUCAACUCAUUAUUAGGACGGUGUUCCUAAUGUUUUGUGCACUCAGUGUAUGUGAUGACUGACCUACUCGCCCCUAGGUGUAAAGUUCCCAAACCAGGCCAGCAGCAUUGUCCUUCUGUCUAAAGGCCCCACCGCCGGAGUGCUGAGUGACAGUGACGUGGUUGAGGACAAACCUGCUCAAGGGCCCACUGAGGAAGAAGAGGAGAUGGAGGGUAGCUGUGCGAACCAAGAGGUAGCUGAAAAUCUUUACGCUUCUUAUUUAUCACCUGAUAAAUCGGAUAAAAGUAGGAUCAGUCUGUGCUAGCAUGGAAAUGAAGACGAAUAAUGCAAGUCUUGAGUUAAAGUGAAAACUUCUAAUCCAACUCUGAUCCCACUGCUGAGCCGAGUGCCUUGUCUGGAAUUUACAAUCAAAUACACUUUUUUUUAUUUUUUUAAAUAAAAUGUCUAAACCACUUGUCUUUUUAGGGCAAAUCUGAGCUAUUACUGCAAAGAAAUAAAGGCCUUUGUAAUACAAUAUCUUCCUCUUAAUUUCAGGCUGAUGGGGUUGAAGAGGUGUCUGAUGCAGAUGAAACGGAUGAACCACAGAUAAAGACACCAGUCACAAGUAAAUCACUAUUAAAGAGACCAGCUUAAUUCCUGUUAUGUUCCUAAUUAAUAUAUAGGAUCAGUCUGUGUGGAGAUGAGGACAAUAAAGCAAGUCUGAAUUUAAGUGAAGACUUCUAAUCCAACUCUGAUCCCACUGCUGAGCCAGACUGAGAACCUUGCUUGGAAUCUAGAAUUAAAUGGAUAUAUAUUUUUUCUUCAGGGAAUAGCUUCAUUCCUGUUACAUUUGCAAACAAGUGUGUUGUCAACAUCACUUAACAAAUUAUUUCUCCUCUGCAGAAGAACCAGCCAAAGUGAGGUUCCAGGUUCCUGUCCCAGUCAACAUUGACCUCUCCUCAGUCCAGACAAAUGAUGCCUAUGACUUCAACACAGAUUUUAAAUGAAUGUCUGUCCUUCUGGCUGUCUUUAGACUGGCAGCCCAAUUCUGAUUUUGUUUUUCACUAAUUGGUUUUCUGACCAAUCAGAUCAGCUCUGAAA